This is a messenger RNA of Cylindrotheca closterium, 3123 nucleotides long. Lineage: Eukaryota; Bacillariophyta; Bacillariophyceae; Bacillariales; Bacillariaceae. The record is from the annotation of a GenBank genome assembly.
AUGAAAGCCGAUGUGAAGUCCAAGAGAAUGAAUGAAUAUGCACAUAUUUUUGGUGCAGACAAUGGCUGGUGCCGGGCCCAUCCACUUCGAACAAAAGGACAAGCACCUGAAGCGCUAUCCACCUUAUUCAACAGGGACAGCGUUCCACCGGCCUUGAUAGUUGAUGGAGCAAAGGAGUUUGUCAGUGGGGACUAUAAGAAACGCGUCCGACAAGCUGGAUGUGACUUCCGCACAACUGAGCCUUAUUCACCAUGGCAAAACACUGCUGAAGGCACAAUCAGAGAGCUGAAGAAAGACACUGCACACGUCAUGCUCCGUACUGGAACGCCAAAGAGGCUAUGGGAUGAUUGUUUAGAACAUCGGGCCUACAUCCGAUCUCACACCGCCCUUAACAUAUACAACUUGGAUGGGGAGGUGCCGGAGACUGUUAUGACUGGACAGACUGCAAAUAUUGGUCCAUGGUGUGAUUUCCAAUGGUAUCAGUGGGUAAAAUACUACGAUGAGACUGCAAAAUUCCCUGAUGAUAAGAUGUCUCUUGGACGAUACUUGGGACCAAGCCCUGGAAUCGGAUCCCUCUUGACUGGAAAGAUACUUAAGCACAACGGAAAUUACCACCACACCUCCACCUUCAGAGCCCUAACAUCCGAAGAAAUGGCUGACGACGCCGAGAAACGCCUACGUAAUGACUUCAAUACCAAUGUGAAUGACAAGUUGGGUGACAAGGCAAAGCCUGAAGAUUUCAGUGAGGACAAUCUCACCCCUGCAUAUGAUCGUUAUGAGGAUGACUCUGGAGAAGGAUUGGAUCUAAUGCCUGAUAGGGAUGAGCAACAGCACGACUACGAUGAUCGAUACCUCAAUGCUGAAGUGCUGCUUGCUAGAGGGGACAAGAUCGUAACUGGAAAGGUCACUGGACGAAAGAGGGAAGCAGACGGAAGUCUUAGAGGAAAUGGGCAUGCUGUCCCAAUGCUGGACACUCGCACAUAUACCGUUGAAUUCCCUGAUGGGGCCGAAGCCACUUAUGCAUCAAACGUACUUGCUGAGGGAAUGUACCUGCAAUGUGAUGAGAACGGCAAUCAAUUCCUCCUGCUCGACUCCAUCAUUGACCAUAAGACAGACAAAACUGCUAUCCAACCUGGCAACGACAGAUUCCGAUACCAUGGACGACUUGUCCAGAAAUGUAUCACAAAAGGAUGGCAGCUUUGUGUCCAAUGGAAGGACGGUACCACUACUUGGGAGCGACUGUCUGAUCUCAAGGAAUCUUUCCCCAGUGAGGUUACUGAGUAUUCCGUCGCAACUGGAAUAGAUCACCUACCUGCAUUCAAGUGGUGGGUUCCAUACAUCUUGAAGAAACGAAAUGCAAUCAUUGCCAAAGUCAAGAGCCGAUACCACAAGCCAACACACAAAUUUGGCAUCAGAAUUCCCAAAACAGUCCAAGAAGCCCGUGAACUUGAUCGAAUCAAUGGCAACGACUUGUGGGAACAGGCCCUUGGGAAGGAGAUGAGCAAUGUUCGUGUGGCUUUCAAGAUGCUCAACGAGGAAGACAAAGCACCAGUUGGGCACGCCAAAAUCAAGUGCCAUAUCGUUUUUGAUGUCAAAAUGAAAACACUCCGCCGAAAAUGCCGACUGGUUGCUGGUGGCCACAUGACUGAGGCACCAUGCCCUAGCGUAACUUACUCGAGCGUUGUAUCUUGUGAAUCUGUCCAAAUUGCCCUAACACUUGCCGCUUUAAAUGCAUUGGAAGUCAAAGCUGCUGACAUCCAGAAUGCCUACUUGACAGCGCCUCUCGUCAGUGAAAAGAUUUGGACAGUUUGUGGCCCUGAAUUUGGGAAGGACGAAGGCCGCAAAGCUAUUGUUGUACGUGCAUUAUAUGGAUUACGGGCCGCUGGGCAUGACUACAGAACAUUCCUCUCGGAGUAUAUGCAAAAUCUGGGAUGGAAACCUUGCUUGGCCGACCCUGACGUAUAUUAUAUGCCAAUGACAAGACCUGAUGAUGGCUUUGAAUACUACGCUUACGCACUCCUCUACGUUGACGGCAUAUUAAUGAUCCACCACGAUGCUAUGGGAGCGCUCAAGAAAAUCGACAAGGCAUUCAUGCUAAAACCAGACUCUGUUGGCGAUCCUGAUAUCUAUCUAGGGGCCAAGUUCCGUACUACCACUCUGAAGAACGGGGUUGUUGCAUACUCCUUGAGUCCGAGCAAAUAUGUCCAAGAGAACGUGAGACUCGUGUCGAACUACUUAGAGGAACACCAUGGGACCACAUUGAAGAAAGGAUCCAGAGCCAGAUCACCCUUACCGAACAACUACCGUCCUGAACUUGACAUGACAGAAGAACUUGAAGGAGAGGAAGCAUCGUAUUUCCAAUCCCUUGUUGGUAUUUUGCGCUGGAUGGUCAAAAUUGGUAGAAUUGAUAUCAUCACUGAAGUUAGUAUGCUUGCGUCUCACCUUGCUCUUCCCCGCAGAGGACACCUCGAAUCUAUUUUCCACAUGUUCGCCUACCUGAAAGCUCAUCACAAUGCUACUAUUGUAAUGGACCCAUCCUACCCACAGAUCGAUCACUCUGUCUUCAAGACAUGCAACUGGUCCGAUAUGUACCCUGGAUCAACGGAGCCAAUACCUCCAAACGCGCCUGAACCACGAGGCAAGUCCAUUGAUGUCAUCCUGUAUGUUGACAGUGACUUAGCUGGUGACAACAUCGGCCGCCGCUCUCGUACUGGAUACAUGAUCUAUGUCAACAAUGCCCUUGUGAUUGCCCACUCAAAGAAACAGGCUCGGAUUGAGACCAGCGUCUUUGGGGCUGAGUUUUGCGCACUGAUACAGGGUAUGGAUCGAAUGAGGGGACUCAGAUACAAACUACGCAUGAUGGGAAUUCCCAUGGAGGGACCUACUUACGCCUACGGAGACAACAUGUCUGUCAUUCACAAUACACAGAGACCUGAUUCUACGUUGAAGAAGAAAUGUAAUUUGAUUGCAUACCAUGCGUGUCGUGAAGCCGUUGCUGCUGGUGAAAUGAUCACCGGUCAUGUCCCGUCAGAGAAGAACCCAGCUGACCUAGCUACAAAGAUUGUACCUCCCGGACAGAAGAGAGACGGAUUACUGGACAUUGUGAUGUAUGACUUUCGAUGA